Messenger RNA from Lichtheimia ornata, 207 nucleotides. RefSeq lists its product as uncharacterized. Lineage: Eukaryota; Fungi; Mucoromycota; Mucoromycetes; Mucorales; Lichtheimiaceae. The transcript has a single exon. Bases 1 to 207 code for a protein of 68 amino acids. The record is from RefSeq and is a predicted model, not a curated record.
AUGAAUUCCUUGCAUGAACAACUUGAUCAGGUGCAAAGUCCGUCGACCCCCAUCCCUCGUAUGACAUUUGAGCAUCAUCCUCUAUUAAGGCGUGAUUCGCCACCCACACCAGAGCCAACGGCAUUGAUUCAGACGAUCAACAACAAUGGAACACCACCACCAGGAUCGGCAUUGACAACAGAAGAUGCAGAGAGGCAACGACAAUGA